AUGCAAUGCCCCAGACUAGUUUUUGAGUAUCUCGAAAUAAAAGAUGAUUUUAAUAUUAGUAAAACAAGAUUUUACGAUUAUCAAAAAGUGGAACAAGAAGAUGUUGAAAAAGCAUUUUUUUAUAGAUAUUCAAGAAGAAAAGUUGAUAAAAUGGAAGACGGAGAAAUAGAUUUAAUAUCAAAUUUUAUCAGCGAAAGAUGUCCAACAUUUAGUGGCAAAGGAAAGAAUAAACCUAAAAGAUUGGAUAACCUUGAUGAAUUAUAUGAAAGUUAUUGCAAUUUGAUUUUAGAAGAAAAUAAACAAAGAAUUAAAAACGAUGGUUGGGAAAAAUUGAAAAAAAGAAUUUCAAAUUAUAAUUAUCAUGUUAAUAAAUUUUAUCAUCAAAGAGAACAAUACAAUUAUUUAAAGUCCAAUAUUGAAGAAAAUGAAGUUUUAUUAACAACAGAUUUUACAAAAUAUUCAUAUAAAGUUACAGAUUUUAUUAUUGAACUGAAAUAUAAAGAUAAAAUUUCAAAAGAAAUAAUUACAAAAUAUUAUCACAAUUUAGCUGAUAGAAAUGUUAAAGGAGAAAAAAGUCAUGAUGGAUUUGCCGGAUGGAAUUUUGCAAUACAUUGUCUAGAUUAUUUAUUUAAAAAUGAACAAACAUUUAAAAAAUCAGAAAAGAUAAUCUUAUUUUCAGAUAGUGGACAAGAUUUUCACUGUAAAGAAUAUUUAUUUUUAUUAAGUGAAAUUGCUAGUAAUCAUAAAAAAGAAAUGGAAGUUUAUUUUUUUGCAGAGUAUCAUGUCUGUAAUGGUUGUGAUUCUGCUGCUGGUUUAGUUUCAAUAGUAAUAACAAAAUUCCAAAUUGAAAGCAAAGAAGAAUUUAAUAGUGGAGAGAAUAUUUUUAACCAUUUAUGCAGAUAUCAAAACGAAAAAGACUCAUUAGAAAAUCAUGUUAUAAAAUUCUACAAUAAAAUUCCAAAACGAGAAAUUACAGUUGAGAAAUUACCAAAGAAAGUAAAGAAAUGGAGACAAUGGAAAAUAAUUGGUAUUGGAUAUUUUGAAAUGAGAGAACUCUAUUUAUGUGGUGAUAAGGACACCCAAAAGAUAAAAAGAAUGAAAUAA
Molecule: messenger RNA, 1104 nt
Organism: Didymodactylos carnosus
Lineage: Eukaryota; Metazoa; Rotifera; Eurotatoria; Philodinida; Philodinidae
Source: the annotation of a GenBank genome assembly